AUGGCUAGAGGCUACUCAGACGUGAAUGGUGUUCCGUAUAAGAUCUUUCACUGGACUCCGGGUUUUAAUGAAGAAGAUGAGCCCCCGUUGGUCCCUGUUUGGCUUACAAUACCUGGACUACCUCCAAAUUACUUCCAAACAUCCAUGCUGAAGAGUUUUGGUGACGGUUUGGGCCGGUUCUUGAAAUGUGAUAAUGCUACGUUAAAACAGGGGCAUUCGGAAGGCUCCUGCAAAUCGAAAAGUCAGUAUAAUUUGAAGGGAAAAAAGAAAGUGGAUUCGGUUGCCAAUGGGAAGGGGUUAGAGAACAAAGUAUGGAAGGUGGUUGGGGAGAAGAAAACAGAAGAGAAAGUGCAGGUUGAAGAGGAGGAGAAGGAAAUACCGAGUGGACGACGGAAACAAAUUCUGGAUCGGAUUGCCCAGAAACAGAGUAUUGCUCAGUUCGAUCAGUUGGAGAUUUUAUUUAUGGAUUCUAAUGGUGUUUUAUUUUCACAGCCUCAAGCUCUCUUGGAGGAGAAUGGGAUGAAGAUGACCGAAGCCAUUCGGCUGAUGGAACCGGAGGAAGAACGUGCAGUGGGACAGAAUGUUUAUAAGGAUCAAUCGGCUGGAAAGUUGUCUUGGUAUGAGGGGUCUGAAAAUCUGGGUGAAAAGGAUGAGGGUGAUGAUUUGGUAGCCAACCGUGGAUCCCCUAGAAGCUCUCUAAAGCUGAUUGAUGAAGCUCUUGAAGGAGAGGUUUACUGCAAUGCUAUAGGUAAUGAUAAUUGUUUACGGUAUCCUUUUUUAGCACAUUCUUUGACUGAUAAUGAUAAUGAGGAUGAGAUUGAAGAAUUGGCUACCAAAGGGAUUUGUUCUUCGAAGGCAAGUUUGAGGCAGAUUAAGAAUAAAUACCGUCCAUCGGUUGUAGGAAUUUUAGAACCUUUUCUUUCAGUUAAUAAGUGUGCUCAUUGGGCACGGUGGUUACGUCUUCCAAAUUUCUGUAAUCAUGUAGAAGUAGGUGGUAAAGUUUGGCUGUUCUGGGCUGAUGGCAUUGAGUUUCAACUGCAUUCAGUGAUGGCUCAAGCUCUCUCAGGUUGGUUCUCUCUUGGUAAUUCUAGAGUGUUGGCUACUUUUAUUUAUGCAAGUUGUUUUCAAGAACAACGUCGGGUCCUGUGGUCUUAUCUUCAGGAUUUAGAUGGUGGUGAUAAUAUACCGUGGUUUCUUGGUGGGGAUUUUAAUAUUAUCCGGUCGGAAGGUGAGAAAAUUGGUGGAUGUAAUGGGAGGUUAGGGGGUGGAAGAAUUUGGGCUCGGCUUGAUAGAGUGCUGGAGGGUUGGUCUACACCUUUUCGUUUUCAAAGAAUGUGGUGUUUGCAUGAGGAUUUUUUAGGUGUGGUAAGUGAGUGUUGGAGGCAAGAAUUUCAAGAUUCCCCGAUGGUGAAAUUUAGUAGAAAAUUAAAAAAACUGAAACAAGUGUUGAAGAAAUGGAAUAGGGAGGUCUUCGGUAAAGUGGAAGUAGAUCUUAAAGUCAUUGAAGAGGAGCUCCUUGCGUUGGAGAAUAAUGUACAGCAAAAUUAUACUCAAGAUAUGGAAGUUGAACUUUUGAGAUGCAAGCAAAAGCAUCUCCAAUAUUUGCAUAGAGAGGAGAUUAUGGGGUGUCAAAAAUCCAGAGUUAAGUGGAUUUGUGAAGGUGAUGAAAACACAGCUUUCUUUCAUGCUUCUCUUAGAUGUAAAAAGAAAUUUAAGGCUUUAGAGAGUAUGAUUCUUGAAGAUGGUAGUGUUCUUGAUUCCAGUGAAGCAGUCCUUGAGGGGCCUGUUGAUUUCUUCCAGCAGCAAUUAACCACGUCGGCAGUGUCUUUUGAGGAGCCUGGUAUGAAUCUUACAACUUCUAUUAUUACUGAGGAUGAUAAUCAGUUUCUUGGCAGAGUUCCAAAUUUGAUGGAAGUUAAGGAGGCGCUUUGGUCGAUCCCACAAGAUAGUAGUCCAGGGCCUGAUGGUUUUUCUGCUAGUUUUUUCCAUCAUGCCUGGGAUAUUAUCAAAGAAGAUUUAUUGAUGUUGGCAAUUGAAUUCUUUGAGGGUAAGCCUUUAACUACGUUCUUUGGUGCCACCAAUAUUGUGUUGAUACCGAAAGUGGAUGACCUAAGGGGUUUUUCACAAUUUAGGCCUAUCAGUUUAUGCUCUAUUGUUUAUAAAAUUUUAUCCAAGGUUCUGGUGAAUAGGUUGGAACCAAUCAUGAAGAAAAUAAUCUCUGCGGAACAAUCAGCCUUUAUUAAAGGCCGAAGCAUUUUUGAUAAUAUUUCUAUCGCUCAAGAAAUGGUUCAGAGUAUGAACAAGAAAGUGAGAGGUGGUAAUGUUAUGAUUAAAAUUGAUAUGGCAAAGGCGUAUGACAGGGUAAAUUGGAGGUUCUUGUUGGAGGUGAUGAGGAGGUUGGGUUUCUCAGAUCAUUGGAGGGGCCUGAUUUUUAAUUGUAUCUCUUCUCCUAUGUGUUCGGUGAUGCUUAAUGGUUCUUUAAAGGGCUUUUUCAAACCUUCCCGUGGUAUUAGGCAAGAGGAUCCCCUAUCGCCUUAUCUUUUCAUUUUAUCUCAAGAAUUGCUUUCUCGUAUGAUUAAUGUUGAUUUUCAACAGGAAAGAGUAAAGCCUUUUAAUUCUAAUGGAGGUACUCUAAUUUCUCAUUUGUUUUAUGCUGAUGAUGUGCUGAUUUUUUCAAAUGGGGGUAAAAGAUCUCUUCUGCAGAUUAUGAAGACUUUGCAAGCGUACCAAUCUAUGUCUGGGCAGAUGGUUCAAGAUUUUGGAAAGGAAUUAAAUUGCCCUUUUUCUCAUGUUAGAAAAAAAAGUAUGAAAGCUAUAGCUUGGAUUAAGCCAAAUAGAGGUCAGUAUAAACUCAAUGUUGAUGGUAGUUCGCUCAGAAAUCCUGGAUUAGCAGGUGGCGGUGGGGUUGUUAGAGAUCAUGAUGGUCGAGUGUUAGUGGGUUUUGCUAUUCAUUAUGGGCAGGUCUCCAAUAAUGUUGCUGAGGGGAGAGCUUUACUGGAUGGGUUAAAGUUGGCAUAA
Molecule: messenger RNA, 3018 nt
Organism: Carya illinoinensis
Lineage: Eukaryota; Viridiplantae; Streptophyta; Magnoliopsida; Fagales; Juglandaceae
Exons: 7
Coding region: 1-3018 (1005 amino acids)
Molecular function (GO): RNA-DNA hybrid ribonuclease activity; nucleic acid binding
Source: RefSeq, a predicted model, not a curated record